Rhea pennata is the source of this 1775-nucleotide messenger RNA. RefSeq names its product solute carrier family 22 member 31 (gene SLC22A31). Gene Ontology annotation, molecular function: transmembrane transporter activity. The transcript has 9 exons. The coding region runs from base 1 to 1701 and encodes 566 amino acids. The record is from RefSeq and is a predicted model, not a curated record. NCBI's taxonomy places the organism in Eukaryota, Metazoa, Chordata, Aves, Rheiformes, Rheidae. Gene Ontology annotation, biological process: transmembrane transport. Gene Ontology annotation, cellular component: membrane.
AUGCCGGGGGCGGCGGGCGGCGGGCGGCCGCGGGGGCGGCGGGCGGCGGGCGGCUGGGUGCCGUGCGCGGCGCUGGCGCUGGGCUGGGCGCUGGCGGCCGCGCUCGCCGCCCCCCCGCCGCACCGCUGCCGCCCCGACGCCGCGCUGCUGCCGCCGCCGCUGCGCCGUCUGGCGGGGGCCGCGCUGCUGCGCGCCGCCGUCCCGCGGCUGCGCGGCGGCUGGAGCCCCUGCCAGCUCUACCGGUACCGGCCCGGCGCCGGCACCGGCGCCGGCGCCGCGCGGCCCAACGGCACCGGGCCCUGCACCCGCGGCUGGCACUACGCGCUGCCCGCCGCCGGGCUCCGCUCCAACCUCGUCACCCAGUGGGACCUGGUGUGCGCCUCGCGCUGGAAGGUGCCUCUCGAGCAGACCACGCACUUGCUGGGGUGGAUGCUGGGCAGCGUCGUGUCCGGCCUGGCCUGCGACAGGUUCGGCCGCCGGCCCGCCUUCGUGGCCUCCCUGGUGCUGGCGGUGCCGCUGGGCCUCAGCGUGGCGCUGGCCGUGGACUACGUCAUGGCCCUGGUCACCCGGCUGCUCUUCGGCGCCGCGCUGGCCGGCGCCUUCCUCUCCCUCUACGUGGCCCGGCUGGAGCUGUGCGACCCCCCGCACCGGCUGGUGGUGACCAUGGUGGCCGGCUUCUUCUGGAUCGCCGGGGAGCUGCUGCUGCCGGGGCUGGCCCUGCUGUGCCGCGAGUGGCGGGUGCUGCAGGGCGCCGUCACCCUCAUCCUGGCCCUGCUCGCUGCCUGCUGGUGGUGCCCGGCGCUGCUGCUGGAGUCGCCGCGCUGGCUGCUGGCCACGCGGCAGCUGGAGAGGGCCAGGAAGACGCUGCAGGCGCUGGCCGAAAGCGGUGGCUCCGGCGACGACUCUUGCAACCAGGAGAGCCUCUUGGCAGAGCUGGAGUCCUUGGCUGAGGGGUCCCCGGAGCCGCGGUACCACGCGGUCUGCGAGAUCUUCGGCACCAGGGUGAUCUGGAAGAACGGCGUUAUCCUCGGCUUCACGGCGUUCAUCGGCUCCGGCAUCCGCCACUGCUUCACCCGCAACCUGGCCCCCCACCUGCCCCAGUUCUUCUACUCCUACUUCCUGCUGGUGGGCACCGAGGCGGUGGCGUGCGCCUUCGUGUGCCUCACCGCCGAGCGCUUCGGGCGCCGCGCCGUCCUCCUCCUCUGCACCGUCCUCACCGGCAUCUCCUCCCUGCUGCUGCUGGCACUCACGCAGUACCUGCUGGACCUCAUCGUGCUGACGCUCUCCGUCGUGGGCAUCACCGCCUCGCACGCCGUCGCCCUGCUCAGCGUCUUCUUCGCCAGCGAGGUGCUGCCCACCGUGGUGCGGGGCGCCGGGCUGGGCCUGAUCGUGGGGGCCAGCUUCGUGGGCAAGGCGGCCGCCCCCAUCACGGCCAUCCCCAACAGCCGCGGCUUCUUCCUGCACCACGUGGUCUUCGCCUCCUUCGCCAUCCUCUCCGUGCUCAGCAUCAUGCUGCUGCCCGAGAGCCAGGGCCGGAGCCUGCCCGAGUCGCUGCAGGACGGCGAGAGCCAGCGGCGGCCCCCGCUCUUCCGCCGCCCGCCCCGCGAGGACCACCUCCCGCUGCUGGCCUCGCAGCGCGCCCGCUGCCCGCCCCGCCGCUACGCCGCCGCCGCCCCCCCGGGCGCCCCCCGCCAGACGUAGAGCCGGCCACGGCGCUGGGCUCCUGCAGGGACCCCAGCCCCCCACCCCCCCAUGGCUGGGGCCGGAUCCUGCCC